AUGGCUGUUCGUUCACUUGACACGCGAGAUGAGAAACAAGAGCUUUACACUGUGGAUAAUGAUGAUGGAGUUAUACGUGCUAGUUAUCGGAAUGUAAAGGAAUUAGUGCAUGUACUUGACAAGACUCCUGAGAGUAGCUGGGUCAAUCACGUACGUGCUGGUGCAAAAAUGAUGUUGGAAAGUCUUCCACUAGAAUGUCACUUGUCAGUGGAAGAGAUUGUUGUGCUUGCGGCGCAGAUUAAUGAGAACUCAUACUCACUUGAUGCAUUAGAUGACAACCAUUUGGUUGCAGCCGUAGGACUGUUUCCAGUCUGUGGACUAAUCAAUCAUAGCUGUCAACCAAACUGCACAUGGUCAAAUGCUGGAGAUAGUAUCUUGGAAGUAAGAGCACUGCGUGAUAUUGAAGAGGGAGAAGAACUGACAUUGAGCUAUAUUGAUAUUGACGUCGAGCGCCAUGAACGGCGUAAAGAGCUGCGAGAUACAAAGCAUUUUGAUUGCUUCUGUGAACGAUGCGCAGUGCCACUAAGUGAGUCGGUUGACCGAUACUUAGAAGGCUUUUGUUGCCCCACUUGCCCUUCCACGGCUGCUGGAGAGAAUGAACAUCGACUCUUGUCUCAAGUUGAAGACAAAUAUGUGUGUCCAAACUGCCAGUUUAAUGUUCCGGUAAGUGCCAUCGCGGCAGCGAUUGUGACGGCAAGAACAAAGCUUGCUAGUGCAAAACAGCAUUUGAAUCAAUUUAGGUACACGGACGUUGUGGCCGAGCUUACGCAAGUUUGUCAGAACAUUGACGUAAACGGGCAGACGAUUCCUUUUCACCCCAGUCACGGUGUUGCAAUUGCUGUGACACGUGUGCUAUCAGACGCCCAGAUCAAGCUGGGCAAUCUUGUCGAAGCAUACAAACUUCGUCGGCGGCUUCUAAAAGCUCUCGAGCUCGUGUCUUGGCGCUACCAUCUGCCACUCGGGCUUGCUCAUUUUGACUACGCAGAAGCCUUGCGUCGCAUGCUGAUGCACCCCACGCUUCCGAUCCCUGACAACUUGCACCGUGAUGAAUUACUGCAAGAGAUGCGAGCUUCGUACCAAGCCUUCAGCGACAUUUGUGCUGUUUGUCUUGGCAAGCCUCAUCCGUUGCGACACCGUGCUGUUGCCGGUCUAAAGUUCUGA
This is a messenger RNA of Peronospora belbahrii, 1161 nucleotides long. Lineage: Eukaryota; Oomycota; Peronosporomycetes; Peronosporales; Peronosporaceae. The record is from the annotation of a GenBank genome assembly.